This is a messenger RNA of Acanthochromis polyacanthus (spiny chromis), 765 nucleotides long. RefSeq names its product NXPE family member 3-like. The transcript has 3 exons. The record is from RefSeq and is a predicted model, not a curated record. NCBI's taxonomy places the organism in Eukaryota, Metazoa, Chordata, Actinopteri, Pomacentridae. The coding region runs from base 1 to 765 and encodes 254 amino acids.
AUGGGUCAAGCAGUGGUGAGCAACAGCAAUGUGGAGUCUGGACCCUCUGGCUACUACUACCAGGGUGCAUGGCAAACACUAAGUGGCACCAAAGUUCAGCAGUUCAACACCUCCUCAGCCAUCACUCAGUGUCUGAAAGGCAAAGUGGUCCACCUGUACGGAGACUCCACCAUCAGGCAGUGGUUUGAGUACUUCAAUGGAGCACUACCAGAUCUCAAGGAGUUUGACCUGCACUCCCCAAAGGGAGUUGGACCUUUCAUGGCCAUGGACUUUGCAAACAACAUCUUAAUGACGUUCCGCUGCCAUGGUCCUCCUAUUCGUUUUCUCCCUGUCCCAAUCAACGAGUUGCGUUACAUUGCCAAUGAACUAGACAAUGUAAUCGGAGGCACCAACAUAGUCGUAAUCUUUGGCAUCUGGGCACAUUUCGGCAGUUUUCCAGUGGAGGUCUACAUCCGGCGGUUGCAGAGCAUCCGUAGGGCGGUGGUACGCCUGCUGAACAGAUCUCCAGGUACAGUGGUCAUCAUCCGGACAGCAAACCCCAGAGCUUUGAUGUUAGACGUGAGUCUGACCAACAGUGACUGGUACUCACUGCAGAAUGACAAAGUACUCAGGGCCAUAUUUAAAGGAUUGAAUGUUCAUCUGGUGGAUGCCUGGGAGAUGGUCCUGGCCCAUCACUUACCUCACAACAUCCACCCACAACCUCCCAUUAUUAAGAAUAUGAUCAAUGUUCUCUUGUCCUACAUAUGUCCUAUAAAGGGAGGCUAG